AUGGCUGACCUUGUCUGCGGCAAUGACUGUGGUGGGAUCGCAUGGGACUUCGAAGUACAACAGCUCACUUUUGGUGGUGGCAUCUGGGGCGCCUUCUUCGGGCUGGGGCUGGCCUUGUCCAUCACGGGUGCGACCUCCAAUGUGGACAGUUGGCGGAUGUUCCUGGAGAUCACCUGCCUGAGGAUAAGCACCUCGAAGUUUUUCCUCGUCUUGGACUUCUCAUUAGCGGCAAUUACCUGCAUUCAUUUCUGCGUGCGAACGUACACUGAGUCCUUAACAAUGGUCGGCUUUGUGCUGGAAGCUAUCGCAGCUGUAUAUUUUUUUGGUUUGAUGUUGCCUUUCUGGGGCUUCGCGCACUGCGAAGGAAUACUCUCCGGCCUGCGCUGGAUGUUGAUUGAUCGAGCUAUUCCUGAUGCUCUUCUGAUAGGUGCGGUUGCAAGCCUGCCAGUGGCGGAGCAUCAGGGCAAGAAGACCUGGUUUGCACCCUCAUGGCUAGCGGCCAUCCACCUGCUGCGGUCUUGGGGGAAGCUUCUCAGAGUCUACAAGAUCAAUCUGGAGAUGUUUCGAAAUCAGAUCAUCGAUGCGAUUGUCUCAACUGCAUUCAAGGUCUAUUUGAUGGCCAUGAUGAUGCUCACCUUUGAGAACUUGGGUGAGCCUCCCUUCAUGGCUGAAUUCUCGCAGGAGAAGUGGAACACCAUCUCCUCCUUGUAUUUCAUCCUCACCAGUGUGGCCACUGUGGGCUUUGGCGAUCUAGCACCUGUCACCAGCCUUGGGCGAAUGUGUACAGUCUUUGCCAUUUACUUCGGCUUGGCAUGGGUUGCCACGGUGGCCUAUAGAAGCUUGCAGAUUCUGGCGGUGAACCAAACGGGUGGAGGCUUCUUUGAGCCGAUUCUGCAUAGCAAGUAUAUCGUGGUCCUUGGCAACCCCACUGGGCUGAUGCUCAGGAAUUUCUUGGCAGAGAUUUUUCAUCCUGACCACGCGGAAGAUUCUGAUGAUCUCCAUGUGUCUGUGAUCCUUAGCGCUGGCCAUCCUGGAGUAGAGCUGGUCACUGAAUGGCUGCGACAGCCGGAGAACAUCCGGAUGCUCCCGCGCAUCCAUAUCUUCCAGGGCACCGCUUUGUCGGACAUCGAUCUGCAGGGCAGGCAGGGCUUGGGUGAAGAUCUGCCGGUGCUGCCGGGCUUCGCCGUCUUGGUGGACUUUGAGAUGUCCAAGGCUGAGGAUGGCGAGCGAUUGACGUGGAAGGACAUGCCCAGUCCACUGAAGUUUGUCGCAGACGCUGGAGAGGUUCCCACGUUGUUGGAUAAGGCAGUUGUGGGUAUGGUCCCGGGCGAAAGCAAGCGGCUGUUAGCAUAUGGAGAGCCAGAGGAAGGAACGAAUGAAGUUUGGGACUUUUCCAAUGAAAAGACACCACCCUGCGAUAUGCCAGUGAUGCUCGAUAUCACACUUCUAAAGGCCCGCCUCGAGCAGAAUGCGGAUGGCGUUUCCGUGAAGACGUUAAGGCCUGGUGAUGGCCGUACGUUCCCACAAGUGGGCGACCGGAUCUCAGUGCAGUACACAGGGAGGCUGGCCAGUGGGAAGAAGUUUGACUCCACCUACGACCGACGAGGAGUGGCAUUCACCUUCCGUGUGGGCUUGGGGAAAGUGAUUCCUGGAUGGGACCUGGCUUUGAUGAAGCUUUCCCUCGGGGAGAAAGCGCUUCUGACCAUCCCAUCAGCCUUGGCGUAUGGACCGAAGGGAUACGGAAAACUGAUUCCUCCGAACUCCGAUUUGAUCUUUGAGGUCCACUUGGAAAAGGUGAGCCGAUACAGCUUUUAG
Messenger RNA from Durusdinium trenchii, 1815 nucleotides. Lineage: Eukaryota; Dinophyceae; Suessiales; Symbiodiniaceae. The record is from the annotation of a GenBank genome assembly.